CAGAAUAGCAUUAUGCACCAACUAUAUUGUGGAACGACAUAAAUAAUAAUAAUAGCAAGAAUAACAUAAUAGUAAUAUUUAAUGAAUAUUCUACGACAGUGCUAACGACAGAUCUGUUCUCAAAUUUUAUGUACAUAUUUACGAGUGGAGAAAUAAUAGAAAAUAUCCAAAUAAUUAACUUUCUGAAAUUUCGAAUAACCAAAAUACAAUUUUGACAGAACCAAAAAUGGCAGUUGAGCAAAAUAACUGUGACGUAUCAAAAGUUAUUGUCCAAGUGAAUGAAGAUAAUCAAACCGAAAAUGAAGGACAUCAACGCAAAAUAAAAAAAGUUUUGCACUUUUCGGACGGAGAUCUCGUAGAGUACAAUGAUGAUGAAGUGGAUGACUCCAAGGAGGAUGGUCAAACGGUAGUAGUCGACCCAAAAACUCUGGAGUGGAUUCCGUGGAUCUGGCAUCAGACAACGUGCUUUAGUUGUAAAGUUCUAGAAAGUUGUGACUACGUUGGCGAAGCCUUGGCAGACUUUUUUGGAAUAACGUCGCCGAAAUACCAAUUUGAGAUCAAUGAAUAUAAUAGACUGCAGAGAAUUCUUACUGCCGAGAGAGAAAAAGAGCAGUUGCAGAUGGCCGGAUGGACCGAGCAACAAGGGGAAGAUCUCAUAAAAACCAGCCAACCCGUAACUAGACUAUAGGCUAUUCACAUUCUCCGUAAAACAUUAUUUUUCGACACUUCGUGCCUAUGAAACGCCUUUUUCUGCCAUUGUGAGGAAUAAUUGCGGUCGUCACUCAGUCGACAAAAAUUUCUGAUGAGUUUGAUUACAAUAUUCGAAGCUUCCUCGGUCCGUAGCCUUGCACCCAUCGGAUUUUUUUAGUGUUUUAACAUUGAAAACAAAAUGUUAAGGUCUGUAAUAUAAAAAUUUUCAGGGUGGGCGUCUCGAGCUACUUUUCACUAUUACAGCUGCCCGAGUUGCAGUACCAUCCGAGUGUAAAAAAAAAUUCUUCUCCAUAAUAAAUAAUAAAAGGGGAAGAAAGUUCAAACGUGAAAAAGUUAAAUCUACCAAAAUUUGAUGACUGUACAAAUUAACAAGUUGCGAACGAACCAUCACUAUAUUAUAGAGGCCUUGAAAAAUUGCUAAUACAAUCGUUCAACAACAAAUUGAAGACCAAAUCGGUCCAUCCUAGCCGUGGUUUCUUUGAAUUUUUCCUAUAGUUUUCAUAAUAUUUAUUUAGUUUUGUAGUUCGAAAUUUGAAGUUUUCGAGUCAAUAGUUUACUGAAUAAAAAUGUUGGGGUGCUGUCUUAAGCACUCAUCUUGUAGCUUUAUUGAAAUAAAAACCUCCAUACAAUCA
Molecule: messenger RNA, 1343 nt
Organism: Diachasmimorpha longicaudata
Lineage: Eukaryota; Metazoa; Arthropoda; Insecta; Hymenoptera; Braconidae
Product: protein FAM177A1-like
Exons: 3
Coding region: 227-688 (153 amino acids)
Source: RefSeq, a predicted model, not a curated record